Lactuca saligna is the source of this 1075-nucleotide messenger RNA. NCBI's taxonomy places the organism in Eukaryota, Viridiplantae, Streptophyta, Magnoliopsida, Asterales, Asteraceae. The record is from the annotation of a GenBank genome assembly.
CUUUAAUGGCUCUUAAGCAUUUCUCGGUGGUCCUACUUCUCUCUGCUUUGGGUGUUGAUGCAGCAGUUUUUACAUUCGAAAACAGAUGUGCCAUGACCAUAUGGCCUGGGAUCCAACCGUCUGCUGGCCGACCCUUACUCAUGAAUGGUGGUCUUGAGCUUCAACCUCUAGAAACAACGAAUGUGACAGCUCCAAUAGGAUGGUCAGGACGCUUUUGGGGCCGAAGCGGAUGCACCUUCAAUAAUCAUGGUGAGGGAACAUGCGAAACUGGAGACUGCGGAAAUGGUCUUUACUGCAACGGUGCUGGGGGACAACCCCCAGCUUCGCUAGCUGAGUUCACCCUCGAUAGCCCUUUAGAUUUUUAUGAUGUGAGCCUCGUGGAUGGAUACAACUUGCCCUUAUCGGUAUUCCCAUAUGAUGACUCGCGAGUUUGCCCCAGCAUUAGGUGUGACACUGACUUGAACCUACACUGCCCUUCUAAUCUACAAGUCAAAGGGAAUCAUGGAGAGACGGUGGCCUGCAAGAGCGGAUGCACAGCUUUCCAGUCGCCUGAAUAUUGUUGCACUGGUCACUUCCAGGAUCCUAAUAUAUGCAAGCCCACGAAAUACUCGGAAUAUUUCAAGCAUGGUUGCCCUACUGCUUACAGCUAUGCUUUUGAUGACGGAUCAAGUACUUUUACUUGCCGAGAAGCCAAUUAUAUGAUCAUAUUCUGUUAAAACUUUUUGGAAAGAAUAGAAUAAAUAUAUGCCUCGAAAACGAGCGAUAUAGUACUUUAUAAGACCAUGUAACAUAUCUAUAAUUCCUUACUGUGAAGAUUAUAGGAAUAAACGGAGUGACUUAUGGACAAUGGUUGCUAUGUAUGGCCACUAAUAAUUUUAUAGUUAUACAACAUGAUCUUAAUAACACAAGAUCAUGUGUCUUAGUGUCACAGAGCUUGUGUCAAGGAAAAUGAAAUGGGCGGAAGAUUAGGGUCAAAAGCUAUCAUGACAUAGAUAUAGAAUGUAAUCUUGUACUUAGGGUUUCAUAUAUGCUCAAGAGUCAAGACAAGCACAAUAAAACUAAUAUUCAUCCGUCC